UCAAGGCCAUUUAAAUUUAGUAAUGAUCAUCUGAAGGACAUUGAAGUGGAAGAGCCUGUGCCACGAGUGCCCUCAGGCCGUGCUGGUUCUGAGGGGAGAGGAUUGUGAAGCAUGAGAUGAUUUGCAUCAAACACUUUGCUGGGAUCCUGAUACCAGCACUUGCAGUUUUUAUUAUUGUUGUCACUGGUGGAGGUACUAUUCCCAGAAUCGUGUCUUAGAGGCGAUGAGGAAUGAAGCCAGCAGACCAGAGUAUGGAGUAACCAGCGAAGCUUUUAUGGACUGUAAAGAAGGAAACGUCGGGGCUGCAGGGUCUAGGGUUUAUAAGCGCAGAAACAGAAAUUUACAUAAUUGGCAGGGGCCUGUUGCUAGGGCUGAGCUGGGUUCAAGAUUCUCUGUCUCCGUGUCCACUUAGUGAGUGUGGUCUAGUGUGUUUCUCACGGGUUCAAAAGGAAAAACUCCCUUAUUUUCAGGUUGAUUUUUCCAGGUGGCUAGCGGUUUCUUGUUUAUUGGAAGCCUUGACCCUAGGUCCCUCCUGACAGGAACUUACCUGGGCCUUGAGCUCUGUCUGUGUCUCACUAACACCUGCCUCAUUAUUAUUACCUCUCCAAAGCCCUAGGAUGUGGGAGUAGUUUCCUAGAGGAGGACACAGGCAGGGAGGGGGUAGGGGCGCAGAUGCAGGCUGGGACAGCCUCGGUUAUUAGUGACCAUGGGAGCGCUGGCCGCUGGCUGGGAGGCUCUCUUGCCUUUGGCUGCUGUGGUCACUUAGCCACACAAGCCCCAGAUGCAAUAGGGCUGGUGGCCUCCACUUCGCACCCGUGUGGCCCGCCUCCUGUCCUCCGGAGCCCUCCCCAGCUGGCCGCUGGCUCCCCGGUGGACCCUGUCCGAGGUGCUGGCCGGCCGGGGCUGGGGAGGACCCGUGCGUGGAGACCACCAAGGCCUACGCGGCCCGCGGCUGGGGGACCUGGGUGCAGACGCUGGCCGGGCCGAAAUCGGGCGCUUCCUCCGAGCCCCGCCCCACGCUCGCAGGUGCAGGAGGGGGUUCCCCCUCGGGCCGAGGACGGAUGUAAGGUCCACUGGGGGCGCCAGCAGCGGGGGAAUUCCGGCCACACCCACCAAGCCCCGGGCAGGAGGGGCGGGCACCCGGACCCGUGAGAAAAACCACGCGGGCCAGCUGCGCCGCGGGUGCUGCGGAUCUGCAGGGACAGUCUGGCCUUGGGAAGCUCCCUCCCUGGAGGUAUGAAGUGUCCUUCGUGCCAGCAUGUCUCUAAAGACAAAGCCCCCAAGUUCUGUAGCGAGUGUGGACAGAAGAUGUUUCCUGCAGCUCGCGCUCCAGAAACACAGGCUGGUGUGAAUGACCCUCGCAUUGCAGGAGGCUAUGAGGACUGUCAGGCCCCCUGGCCUUGCCCAACCCCUGCCCGUCAGUCUCCAGGGGAUGAACACAGCACGAUUAACUGUUUGGCGUGUCCCCUUCCAGGUGCCGCCUCUUUGUGGAAAUGCGCGUGCACACACGUGUGUUUCUCUGCGUGGACGGGGUCACGCCUCACAGUCCGCUUUUCUCGCCCGCUGCCCGCCCUCCUGGAGGCACACUGGCCCGGCACUGGCUGCUUGUCGGACCGGGAGGCAGAAGUCAUCAGUCAGCAAUUUCCUGCCCUUCACUGGGGCCAAGGGAAGUGCCAGGUUCUGAUUGGCCAGGCUGCUGGGGGGCUGCCCCCCCAGCAGAGGCUGUUGCUCUGUUUCACUACUGUGUCUCUGCCCUUCAAUUCUUUGUUGCGGCGGGGACGAGAACUGAGGAAAAUACACAACGUCCCCCAGCACCCUGAAGGGCUCAGUUUGGGAGCAGCCACUGCAUCAGAUCCUGAGAACCAUGGCCCCAAGGUGCCACAGCCCCCUGAGGGGGAGAUGGAGAGCGGGCAAGAGCUGAAGGAGGAAAGCGGCCCUUUCUCAGGCUCUAGUGAUCUGGGCUCCAGUGACCUUCAGGAAACUGCGGACGACCUGAGUUCCGGUGCCUCCUGGACCUUCCAACGAAGCAAAAAGAAGAAAAAGAAGAAGAAAAACAGUCAGGACACUUCCACUUCCGGAGAGCUGGAUUCCCUGUCCUUGCCCCCCUCCAGCCCCAGUAGUCUGAAAUCGCUUACAAACCCUGGGUCCCAGAAUGCAGCUCCACCCCAGAGCCAAGCUCAGCAGGAGGGUCUGGCCAGGGUGGCCCCACGCGUUGUCACGACGCCGCUGGGCCGCCCGGCACCCCAGGAGCCGACUCUGGGAGGCGUCCUCCCAGAAGGGAGGGACUGUGGCACCCCCCAACCCGUCAAGGGCAGAGGCCUCCCCCAGAAGGAGGCUGGCCCAAACUCUUCUGCCAGUAAAGGCCAUCCUGGGAAGGAAGACACUGCCUGGGAGCUCCUGCUGCCUGAGUCAAAGGGGGAGGGCUCUGAGCCCGGGAAAGAGGGCCCAGCCAGGGCCCCCGCCUCCAGGGCAACUGAUGCUACAGUCAAGCUGACUGAUCUGGUGAACAAGGCUGGAAAAGAAGUUAAAACCAAGACUCAGAAAACAAAGCCAUCACCAACAAGUGUCCCUGCUUCCCAAGAGUGCCUCAAGGAAACUGAAGCAGCCAGGACAGCCAUGAGGAGGGAGGAAGCAGGUGCGGAUGAGAAAGCGACCCGGGAGGACGCGAAGAAGCCAGGAGGGAGUAAGAGAACCCAAACGGCUGCCUCGGUGAAAGACUGGAAGGAUCAAAGAAGCCCGAGAGCCAGUGCAUGGAAAGUUGAGAGCCCCCUGAAUCCCGAGGAAGGAAUCACAGUGUUUUUCCACGCAAUCAUUUCCAAACAUUUCGAGUUCAACCCCAGCUCCCACCAAGUGUUUGUCAGGGGAGGUGAAGAAUUCGGGAAGCCCGAGUGGGACCUCAAUGUCUGUGAGAUGUACUGCACCAAAAAUUUAUAUGAGAACGGGUCCCUCGUUGAAGGCAGCACCGUCAUUGCCAAGCAGCACUUGGACAAACCCAUCCCGUACAAAUACAUCAUCAUGCGCAACAAGGACACCGUCGAGUACGAGUUCAUCUACGAAUAUCAGCAGCAGGAGAGUGAACCCAUCAACCGCUGUCUGCUUGUGAGGUCUUCCCUGCUGCGCUCAGGAGACUGGCACCAGUAUGAUGACAUCAUUUGUAUGAGGCCUCCUGGGAAACUUCAGAGAUUAGUGGACUACUUCACGGACGGCACCAAGAGAGACGUGGUGCGGGGGAAGAAGAUCGCGGCCACCAUCAUGCUAGACGGCAUCUUCGGUGUGCUGCAGACCUGGAGCCUCAUCAACCUGAAGAGCUUUUUCACGCAGUUCGAGCAGUUCUACGCUGCGGUGCGCGUGCCCAUGAUCUACGAAGGCCGCGCGCGGCCGUGGAGCUCUCUGCAGUACAAGGAAGGGGAGGUGAAGAAAAACCUGUGGGAGUAUUUGAAGAAGCAAAUGGCCCCAUUUCUGGACAGACACAGCGACCGUCUGCCUGACGACUGCCCAGUGAGGAGUGCAUUGAGAAUGGGCCUCAUCGUCCUUUUCUUAGCGGAAAAGCUCAACUACCCCUUGUCCGAACACGAGCUGGUCCGGCUGUGUGGCCUCCUCUGCUCGAAUGCCGAGUCGCCAGAUGCCUUUCACGCUGACCUGAGCCACGUCCUUGAAACAGGUCAAAGCUGGCGAAGGUACCUGGUGGACCUGUGCCGGAUGUGCGUGGACAGGAUGAAGGAGUGCUGGGUGCCGGUCCUGCCUUUGCUGCACCACUGCAUGGAGCUGGCCCCCCAGAGGAAGGGCUUGGUGCUGCAGCCGGAGGACACCUGGGCGGCCCUCGAAGGAAUCCCGUUCUCAGAGUACCGGGAGAAAAUUCCAGAUGGGCGGCAGUUGCUUCAGCUUAUGGAAAAAAAGAAGCACCUGCUGCAUGUGGACAAGUACCUGUUCCGAUCCUGGCUCAGCGUGCUCCCGCUGAGGAGCCUGGUGCCCUACGUGAAGCAGUUCAGCGACUACCUGAGCUGCCACCCCACUUGCGUCCUGGACUGUCUGCUGGCCACCUGGUACCGGUUUCAAGGCCUUGAGGAAGUCUCCUACAGAAAUGCGGAGGCUAUUGAGAAUGCGUUAAAGAUGCUGUUGAAACUCCUGGAUGCUUAUCAGGACAAGAUUCUUGAGGAGCCCUUGACAGUCCUACAGUCCUACCUGACUGUGUGUCUGAAACUUCACGAAUCUACCUGCAAAAUCACAAAAGAGCAGAAGUAUUAUGAGAUGCCUGCCUUAUCUGCUGAGAUGGUUUGCAGAAUUAUUAAGCUUAAACCUCUAGUGGAGCAGGCCUCUGCAGAAGGGCAGGGAAAUGAAAUGGGAAAGAAGAAUUCAGUAAAAGCAGUCUUCCAGGACACCCUCACCACUACUAGAACUUGGCUCAAGAGGAUCUUUAGGAGGGGCAUGUUCCAGAACACAUAUGAGCGUCCUGUCUCAUUCGUUUAUCAUGAUGAGAUCGAGGUCUGGAGGCGGCUGGUGGAGAUGCCCUUCCCCCUGGAGCGCUGGAGGGAGUCCUUGCUGGGGGACAUGGAGGGGAGAAUCAAACAGGGGACGCCUCUCGCCCAGAUCUCUGUCUUCUGCAGCACCCAGUGGGUCUCCGCAGGCCCAGAAGACAGUGUGUCAAAAUGCUUUCAGAAGUGUGUCAUCGAAGCCGUGAGCUCCGCCUGCCAGUCUAAUACCAGUAUCCUCGAGAGAAACUCCUCCUGUGACUUGUGGAAACUGGGGACUCUUGUGUCUGCUGUGAUCACGAAGUCCUGGCCGAGAAUCAAUGGGGAAGUUGUGGUCACCCUGGAUGAGGUCCUAAAACACCUGCUUUUUUGGCCAGACAUCAAGCAUGUCUUGAAAUUGUUUGGAACCAACAAGACGGUCUUAGCGAACAUUACGGAGAACGGCAAGAAGCUGAUGGCGGUUGUGGACAAUGUGCUUGCAAAAGUCACCGGGGACCUGUUGAGUGGAACGAUUUUAGUUGGACAGCUGCAGCUGAUCCUGAAGCACAUGGAUCACUUUCUUGACAUCUGGCAAUUGCAGAGAGAAAGUAUUUCACUCCAGGAGAAAAAACAUGAUAUGAAGAAGGUGCUGGAUUGGAGAAGGAACGAGCUAAUAUUCCUAAUGAGAGAGAAAAGAUACGUUGACAGCCUCCUGAAGAUGUGUGGGAAGGUGAAACACCUGAUAAAAGUGGACUUGGGAGAGAUUGUGGCGAGACACUCGGAAGACCUCAGCAGCAAAAGACUAAGUGAGGCCACGACGGUGAGGUCAUCGCUCGCCUCCUCAGACCAGAGGCCCACCACGCAUUACAGCCUGAGCCCCCAGGUCGAGGAGAUGGCCCGCCAGCUCAGCAUGCUCACGGACAGCCAUGUCUUCCAGAUCUUCUGGGCAGAAGCUGCCAGGGCGCUGAGCGCGUCCCAGGUGAAGGAGGAGGAGGCGCGGCCGGCCCUCCAGCCCGGAGACGUGUAUCAGCAGUUGUACCGCCCUUGCUUCGAGAGGUUCACGGGUCUGUACCAGGAUCUGAAGUCAGGAGAGAUCACCUUUGGGGAAGUUGAUGCCACCUUCAAAGACUUUGUGGGCAGAUACAGCCACCUUAGCUACAACCUGCAGAUCAUGUGCGCCCUGGAUCCCAGUGACCCCAGGGACUGGAUCACAGAGCGGGUGGAGCAGAUCAAGGAAUACCACCACCUGCACCAGGCGGUCAGCUCGGCCCAGGUUGUCAUGGAAGCCAAGGAGAAUCUGGGUCUGACGGGUGACUUCAGUGUUCUCCACACUUUAUUAAGCUUUACGGAUGACUUUGAAGACUUUCGCCACCAAAAGCUGGACCGGAUCAGUAAGCAGCUCAUCUCUGCCAAGAAGCUGCUGCAGGGCAUCGACGAGGCCCGGCGCCAGUGCCUGCGGGAGCUGUCCCUCAGGACGGAGUUCAUCGGCUGGGUCCGGGAGGCGCUUGGAGGCAUCACUGAGCUGAAGGUGUUCGUGGACCUGGCCUCCAUCUCAGCGGGGGAGAACGACAUUGACGUGGACCGGGUGGCCUGCUUCCACGAUGCUGUGCAGGGUUACUCCCCUCUGCUCUAUAAGCUGGACACAAGCGCGGGUUUCGAUGAGCUCAUGACGCAUCUGAAAGAACUGUGGAAGGCUCUGGAAAAUGACCAACACCUGCCCAGUAAACUCCGUGACUCUGCCAGGAACUUGGAGUGGCUGAAAACAGUGAAAGAGAGUCACGGGUCUGUGGAGCUGUCAUCCCUGUCUCUGGCCACAGCGAUCAACAAUAAAGGCGUCUACGUGAUUGAAGCACCCGCAGACGGCCAGAAGAUUUCCCCAGACACGGUUCUGCGUUUAACCCUUCCCGAGAGCCACGGGGACCAGGACGAGGAGCGAGACUAUUCUUCAGAAGAGCUGAAGGAACUUUUGAACAAACUGAUGCUAAUGUCAGGCAGGAAGGACCACAACAGCACGGAAGUGGAAGUGUUCUCCGAGGUGUUCUGCAGCGUGCAGAGGCUCGUCCAGGCCUUUAUAGACCUCCACUCUGCUGGGAACAUGCUGUUCAGAGCCUGGAAGGCCAGGGUGUCCUGCGCUCCCCAGGACGGCGUCUCCAUUCGCAUGGACUUCUGCUUGGAGCUGGUGGGCCAGCUCACGGGGAGUGGGCCGGUCGCCCGGCUGCUGGAAGCCCUGUGCUUGCAGAUGGAGAAAUUCUUGAAGCAGUGGAAGGAAUUUGUGGCUGAGAAACGGGCUGCCCACUUCUACCUCAACUACUACACCGCUGAGCAGCUGGUGUAUCUGAGCACGGAGCUCAAGAAGCAGGCCCCCAGCGCCGCCGCCCUCACCAUGCUGUCCUUCAUCAGGAGCAACUGCAGCCCAGAGGACGUGGCCCAGGCCUGCAGCGGGCUCGCCAGCGAGGCCACCCGCCAGCGCGAGAGGACGGUGGCGGAGGAGCUGCCGCUGCUCCUCUUCUCCGCAGGCAGCCUGGGGGACAAGCUGCAGGUCCUCACGCAGCAGUCGCUGGGCUGCAUGAGCGCCUUCCUGCCCCACUGCCUGGACCUGGAGGCCUUGGGCUGCGGUCUGGCCCAGCUGGCGAGCAUGGGGGGGCCUCCCGUGCAGCGGCAGCUCCCGAAAGGCCUGCAGGCCGGCCAGCCCAACCUCAUUGUCUGUGGCCACUCUGAGGUGCUGCCGGCCGCCCUGGCCAUCUACAUGCACACCCCUGACCAGCCCCUGCCCACCUACGAUGAGGUGUUGCUCUGCACCCCAGGAACCACGUUUGAGGAGGUGGCGCUCCUCCUGCACCGCUGCCUGGUGCCAGGCUCCCUGGGGUGCAGGGUCUACAGCCUGCUGUUCGCAGACCUGCUGAGCUACGAGGUGGCCUGCCAGGCCGAGGCGCUCUUCCUGCAUCUGUGCACGAAGUGCCACCGGGAGGACUACCAGCUCCUGAUGGUCUGUGACAGCGAGCGGGAGCACAGCUACCUCCCCUCGGCCUUCAGCCGCCACAAAGUCCUUGUGGUCCCCCAGGCGCCCCUCGAGGCCUUCCAGGCCUACCUGGCCCGUCACUACCAGGUCCCAGAGCAGACCGUGUCGGCCGCCGCUGUGUGUCGGGACCGGAUGUGCGUUGGGAUCGUGGCCUCCGAGAGAGCGGGUGUCGGAAAGUCUCUCUACGUGAAGAGAUUGCAUGACGAACUGGAAAGAAAGUUUGGUGAGGAGAAAGAGUCUCUGAAAAUUAUUCGAUUGAUUGACCCUCAGGUGGAUGAAAACCAAGUCCUGGGCUCUCUCCUGCCUUUCCUGGGUGCCCAGUAUCAGGCCAGACCCAUGAUAUUCCACUUCGACGUGACCUCUUCAGUGCAGACUGGAGUUUGGGCAUUUCUUUUCAAGCUCCUCAUUCUGCAGUAUUUAAUGGAUGUAAAUGGGAAAAUGUGGCUUCGGAACCCGUGCCAUUUAUAUAUCAUUGAGAUCCUAGAAGGGAGCUCAACGCUGCCAAAGAGAUCUUCAAAACUGAGCACACAUGCCCCCCAGUUCAGUUUUCUCGACAUCUUCCCCAAAGUCACCUGCCGGCCUCCCAAAGAAGUGAUAGACAUGGAGCUGAAUCCUGGGAAGAGCUGCAGAGACCCAGGGAUGGACCAGAGAGAAUUCUGCAGCGAAACCUUCCAAAGACCUUACCAGUAUUUAAAACGGUUCCAUCAGAAACAGGACCUAGACAUGUUCAGAUACAAAGAUGGCCUCGUCGAAGACACCCCUGAGGAAUGCCUCCAGCAUUUCCUGAUUUACUGUGGGAUGAUAAACCCAUCCUGGUCAGAGCUUCGGAACUUUGCCUGCGUCCUGAACCAUCAGCUCCGCGACUGCGAGGACUCCGACUUCUGCAACCCGGAGGUGAUCAGGGACACGCUGGUGGGCUUCAAGACCUUCGUGGUGGCCUUCAUGAUCCUGAUGGCGAGGGAUUUCGCCACACCUACACUGCAGAUGUUGGAUGAGAGCCCAGGGAAGCACAUGGUCACCAUGGAUGGGGCCACGGAAGAAGAUCUAGCCCCUUUCUCUCUCCGAAAGAGGUGGGAGUCAGAGGCCCAUCCCUACGUGUUCUUCAACAGCGACCACACGUGCAUGACAUUCAUCGGCUUCCAUUUCCAGCUCAACACGAACGGCAGCCUCGACGCCAUCAAUCUCGUGAGUCGGGAGGUGAUCAAGAAGGAGGUCAUGACAGUGGAGCUGUACCAGGCGCUGUUGCUUCAGGGGGUGCCCUUCAAUGUCGACUUUGAUAAGCUGCCCAGACAUGAGAAACUCGAGAAGCUCUGCCUGGCCUUAGGGAUCCAGCAGGCCAUCGACCCCGAUGAAACAUACGAGCUGACCACUGACAACAUGCUGAAGAUCCUCGCCAUCGAGAUGCGCUUCCGGUGCGGGAUCCCCGUCAUCGUCAUGGGAGAGACCGGCUGCGGGAAAACCAGGCUCAUCAAGUUCCUUAGCGACCUGCGGCGAGGGGCUGUCAGGGCCGAAACCAUGAAGCUGGUCAAGGUCCAUGGGGGAACCACCGCAGACAUGAUCUACUCCAAAGUCAGGGAGGCAGAGGAACUUGCGCGCUUCAAUAAGGACCACUACGAGCUGGACACCAUCUUGUUCUUCGAUGAGGCCAACACGACAGAGGCCGUAAGCUGCAUCAAAGAGGUCCUGUGCGACCAUACGGUGGGCGGCCAGCCUCUGGCCGAGCGCUCUGGCUUGCACAUCAUCGCGGCCUGCAACCCUUACCGGAAGCACUCGCAGGAGAUGAUCUGCCGCUUGGAGUCGGCUGGCCUGGGGUACAGGGUGCGUGCAGAGGAGACGGCGGACCGGCUCGGCUCCAUCCCCCUGCGGCAGCUCGUGUACCGGGUCCACGCCCUGCCGUCGAGCCUGAUCCCUCUGGUGUGGGACUUCGGGCAGCUGAAUGACACGGCAGAGAAGCUGUACAUCCAGCAGAUCGUGCAGAGGCUGGUGGACUCCGUCGGGAUAGAGGAGAACGAGAUGCGCGUGAUCGCAGACGUGCUCUCCGCCUCCCAGGGCUUCAUGCGGGGGAGAGGCGACGAGUGCAGCUUCGUCAGCCUCAGGGACGUAGAGCGCUGCGUCAGGGUGUUCAGGUGGUUCUACGACCACAGCGAGAUGCUCUUGUCCAGGCUGGACUCCUUCCUCUGCGAGUCCCCUGUCAGCAAAGGCAGCCUGGAGAGAAACCCUGUCCUCUGGUCUCUGGUGCUGGCCAUCGGGGUGUGUUACCACGCCUCUCUAGAAAAGAAGGACUCCUAUCGGACAGCCAUUUGCAGGUUUCUCCCAGAACCGUAUAAUGACAGCAAGGUUAUCCUGGACGAGAUAACUCGAAUGCAGGAUCUUUUCCUGAGUGGUGUAUCUCUGAGGAAAACCAUUGCCAAGAACUUGGCCUUGAAGGAGAACGUCUUCAUGAUGGUCAUCUGCAUCGAGCUUAAGAUUCCUCUCUUCUUGGUGGGGAAGCCCGGCAGCUCCAAAUCUCUCGCCAAGACCAUCGUGGCGGAUGCUAUGCAGGGCCAGGCCGCCCACUCGGACCUCUUCCGGAGCCUGAAGCAGGUGCACCUGGUGUCAUUCCAGUGCAGCCCGCACUCCACCCCUCAGGGCAUCAUAGGCACCUUCAGGCAGUGCGCCCGCUUCCAGCAGGGGAAGGACCUGCAACAGUAUGUGUCCGUGGUGGUGUUAGACGAGGUGGGGCUGGCGGAAGACUCCCCAAAGAUGCCGCUGAAGGCCCUGCACCCUCUGCUGGAGGAUGGGUGCAUCGAGGACAACCCCGACCCCCACAAGAAAGUUGGCUUCAUAGGUAUUUCCAACUGGGCCCUGGACCCCGCCAAGAUGAACCGGGGCAUUUUCGUGUCGCGUGGCAGUCCCAGUGAGGAGGAGCUCAUAGAGAGCGCCAGGGGCAUCUGCUCUUCAGAGCCCCUAGUUCAAGAGAGAGUCCAAGGGUACUUUGCAUCUUUUGCCAAAGCCUAUGAGAAGGUAUGUGAGCGCCAGGACAAGGAGUUCUUUGGGCUCCGUGACUACUACAGCCUCAUCAAGAUGGUCUUUGCCAUGGCCAGAGCUUCUCACGAAGAGCCUUCCCCGCAGGACAUUGCCCAGGCUGUGCUGCGGAACUUCAGUGGCAAAGACGACAUCCACGCUCUGGACAUUUUCACGGCCAGCUUGCCCGAGGCGAGGUGCUCGGAGGACAUCAGCACCUUGCAGCUGAUCAAGCAGAACAUGUACAGUGACCGUCAACAGGCGGCUGGCGGGGAGCCGGACGGCACCGAGUCCCGCUACUUGCUUGUGCUCACCAGGAACUACGUGGCCCUGCAGAUCCUGCAGCAGGUGUUCUUCGGCGAGGACCAGCAGCCAGAGAUCAUUUUUGGUUCCAGUUUUCCCAGGGACCAAGAGUACACCCAGAUCUGCAGGAACAUCAACCGAGUGAAAAUCUGCAUGGAAACGGGCAAGAUGGUGGUGCUGCUCAACCUGCACAGCCUCUACGAGAGCCUGUACGAUGCGCUCAAUCAGUACUACGUCUACCUCGGGGGUCAGAAGUACGUGGACCUCGGCCUGGGCACCCACCGGGUCAAAUGCCGGGUUCACCCGGACUUCCGCCUGGUGGUCAUCGAAGAGAAGGAUGUCGUCUACAGGCACUUCCCCAUCCCCCUCAUCAACCGGCUGGAGAAGCACUAUCUGGAUAUCAACACUGUUUUGGAGAAAUGGCAGAAAAAUAUCGUAGAAGAGCUCAAGAUCUGGGUGGACAAGUUCGUAGAUGUGAGCGCGGGGCGGUUUCUGGGCAGACACAGGUACAGCCCGUCUGACGUCUUCAUCGGCUUCCACUCGGAUGCCUGUGCCUCCGUGAUGCUCCAGGUCACAGAGAGGCUGGACCGCGGGGCGCUGACCCAUGACCUCUACCAGAAGGUGUCUGAGGCCGCCAAACUGGGCCUGCUGGCCUGCGCCACGCCGGACGCGGUGGUCCGGCUGAGCGCCUCCUCCCUGGGCCUGUUUGCUGCACAGUCCCUGUCCCGGGAAUACUAUCACAGGCAGCAUCACAACUCCUUUGCGGACUUCCUGCAGGCCCAGCUGCGCACGCUGGGACCGGGGCGCCACAUCGUCUUCACCGAGAUCACCACGUUCUCCAGACUGCUAACCAGUUGUGACUGUGAAAUCUUAGAAUCGGAGAUAAAGGGCAGGGCUCUGAAACUCACCGUCCUGUCGCUGCAGCUGUUCUACACGGAGUACUCCUUCCUCAGGGGAGUCCGAGACUGCUUAACUAACACAGCCAGCUGUAAAGUCCUCAUUAUUCAAACAGAUUUUGAAGACGGAGUUCGUAGCGCUCAGCUUAUCGCCUCAGCUAAGUAUUCUGCCAUAAAUGAAAUCAAUAAGAUAGAAGAAAACCAGGACUAUAUUUUAGUCUAUUUCAUCACAAAACUGUCGCGGAUGGGAAGUGGCACAUCCUAUGUGGGAUUCCAUGGAGGGCUGUGGCAGUCUGUGCACAUCGAUGACCUCCGGAGGUCCACCAUCAUGGUGUCCAAUGUGACCAAGCUGCAGGACGUGGCCAUCAGCCAGCUGUUUAAGCCAGAAGGCAUGCCUGAGCCAGAGAUGCCCGGGCCCAGAGGCCAGUGUGAGGAGCUCAUGGAAACAGAGCCCAACAGACCAGGGGACACGGCGGAGGAGGAAAUGGAGACAGGAGGUCCUGAGGCCCUGGGGAGCAGGCCCUGUGAGCUGGGGGAAGGUGACAUGGCACAGAUUGUGGACACCACCACUCUGCUGAGAAGCUGCAUACAAAGUGCCGUGGGCAUGCUCCGGGAUCAGAACAAGAGCUGCCAGCGCAACAUGAAGCGGGUCGAGAUCCUGCUUGGCCUCCUAACUGAAGAAGACGAGUUUAAAGCCGCGUUCUUACGGGUGUCCAAGAUGCGCCUCUACGUCCUCUUAACGAAGCAAGAAGAGACCUACAUCUGCAACACGAAGGAGUGGGUGGUGAGGGAAGCCUUGAACCUGGACGCUCUCCAGGAGGCCGGCACCUUCAGGUACUGGGACGAGGGCCCCGGGAGGGGCGGGUCAAAGGAAGGCCACCCGACGCUUCCCUCGGACCUCUGGGCCUCGGGCACCUGGCUCUACAGCAUCGAGGCGCACUGGCCUCGGGGUGGAUCUUGUGUCUUGAGACGUCUCCCUCACUGUGUCCUCUGUCCUCCUUCGCCUGGUAGCAGAUCCAGAGGUGAGAUGCCGUACAUCAUGGUGCAAAACCACAUGAACCUCUCCUGGGACACCUGCAGCAGCGUCCCGUUUAGCUGGAGAAUCCGGGACUAUUUGGAGGAGCUGUGGAUCCAGGCUCAGUACAUCACAGGGGCUGAAGGGCAGUCAAACAAGUUGGUGGAAAUCUUCCAGCAGACGCCGCUGGGCAGCUUUCUGUCCCAGCUCGGUGCGCGGCAGCAGGCCGAGCUGCUCCAGGGCUACUUGCAGGACUUCCUGCUGCUGACCGUGACAGUGUCCUCUCAGCAGGAGCUGCUGGUUUUGCACAUGGCUCUGUCGUCCUGCAUCAAUCAGUUAAAGGCGGAGCAGCCAGAGGAGAAGCUUUCUUUACCAUGGGUGCACCUGGCCUACCAGCAUUUCAGGAGCCGGCUGCAGAACUUCUCCAGAAUCCUGACUAUCUGUCCCCAAAUUCCACAGGCUCUGUUCAGCCCAGAAGCCUUACACGACUAUGGCUCUGGACAUGAGUUGAUUCUGGACGUCUAUGUAGCCAUGGCUUGUGCUGAAAUGCUGAUCAGAGACAUCCUGAAGCCCAGUCCCCAGGCCUGGCUGCAGCUGGUGAAGAGACUCGCCAUGCCGAUGGAGCUCCUCUGCUCGGACGGGUACAUGCAGGGCAGCGGGAGCAGGGCCACAGCCAUCGUCGGGGAAGUCAGAACCCACUGGAAUCGUAUUUUUUCCAUUGCUCUUUUUGUGGAGCAUGUGCUCCUGGAGACCGAGAGCCAGCUUCCCGAGCUGUGCCCGCUGGUGACCGAGUACGUCUUCCUGCUGAGCAAGUGUCUGGAGGAGAACUCUGACAUCAAGACCCACAGGCCUUUUGUGGCGGUGAUGACCACUCUUUGUAAAUGUAAGGACCAGGCCAGCAGGACCUUCUCCAGGUUUGGGGUUCAGCCAUGCCCCAUCUGCCUGGAAGACGCCCAGGAUCCUGUCUGCCUGCCCUGUGACCAUGUGCACUGCCUGCGUUGCAUGAAAACCUUGCUCACCCAAGGGGACACGAGGUGCACCCUGUGUUUAGCUGACUUGCCAGAAAAUUUCUCUCCAGUGGUUUCCCAAGAGCACAGGAAUGCCAUUGAGAAACACUCCUGCUUCCGACAGCUGUGCAACAGUUUCUUCGUGGACCUCAUUUCCACCGUGUGCUUCAAAGAUAACUCCCCACCGCAGAAGAGUGUGGUCAAUGAUCUGCUCUCUUUACUCUUCGUAAAAAAGGAGUUCUUAAGAGAUGCUUCCCAAAGAUACCGUGAACACACAAAAUCUCUCUCCCCUUUCGACGACGUCGUGGAUAGGACCCCUGUCAUCCGCUCCGUGGUCCUAAAGCUGCUUUUGAAGUACAGCUUCCAUGAAGUAAAAGAUUAUAUUCAGACCUACUUGUCCCUGUUAGAAGAGAAGGCAUGCAUAACUGAAGAUAAAAGUGAACUGUACCUGCUCGUCACCAACUGCCUGGAGGAUUCCAUGCAUGAGAAGCACACCGCCCUCUCUGCAAGCGCUGGGCUGAGACGGCUGAGGGAGGAGGGCCAGUUCCUCAGAACGUACGCCUCCAUGGGGCUGGGCCGGGAGCCUGCCUGCCAGGCCUCUGUGGAGCGCCUGCAGGACGUGGCCAGGAUCCGCCUCUGCCUGGACAGGGCUUCUGACUUCCUCUCUGAGCUUCAGGAGGGCUCCGCAGAGAUGGCUGAGGAAAAGCACUCCUACCUGGGGCAGGUGCAGUACUUCUGCGCCGAGGCCGGGAACGACUGGUUCCGCGUGUACCUGGUCAGGAAGCUCACCAGCCAGCAGGGGAUGGAGUGUGUGCAGAGCUUCUCCAGACAGGGCCACCCAGCCCAGUGGGUGUUUCCCAAGGAGGUCAUUGCCCAGCAGAAGGACUACCCGGGCCAGAUGGAUCGAUUCCUAGUGCAUGGAGAUGAAUACAAAGCCCUUCGUGACGCGGUGGGCAAAGCCGUCCUGGAAUGCAAGCCCCUGGCGAUCGUCACUGCUCUGGAGGCCAGCUCCUGCCCCCCACAGGCAGCCCACUUGCUGCUGGCGCUUUUCCGGGAGGUGACGGUCCUGUUCCGAUCCCCAAACACGCAUCUCCAUCCUAAGCCGGAGCAAUGUGAGGCCCUGAACAGAUUCAUCGAAGAGAACGAGAUCCUUUCUCCUCCUGACAUCAGACUUUUUGCAACGUCCCUCGUGUCCAAUACUCUGCCGCUGCUGACGGGCCCCGGGGAGGGCGGCCUCGAAGGGGCGGUGACAGAGAUGGCUGUCCAUGCCGCUGCCGUCCUCCUCUGUGGGAAGGGCGGAGUCCUAGAGCCCCUGAGGAAUCUGGCCUUCUUCCCAGACAGCAUGGCGGAAGCUUUUCUCCCCACAAUGCCUGAAGACCUGCUGGCUCAAGCCACACAUUGGAAGGAUCUGGAAGGAGUCCGCUGGUACACGUGUCCCAACGGCCACCCGUGCUCCGUGGGGGAGUGUGGCCUGCCGAUGGAACAGAGCUUCUGUGUUGACUGCCACGCGCCCAUUGGAGGAACUGAUCACAAACCUCGUGAUGGGUUUCAUCUUAUCGUCAAUGGCGCAGACAGAACUCAGACCGGCCACGUGCUGGGGUACCCGCAGCGCAGAGGCGAGGCGGUGGUGUCUGACCGACAGCUGUCCCCGGCCGCCUUCCUCCUCCUGCGGCUGCUCACUCAUUUGGCUAUGCUUUGGGGAGCUGCUCAGAACCACCAGGCUCUGGUAAACAUCAUCAAGCCUCCAGUGAGAGAUCCGAAGGGGUUCCUGCAGCUGCACAUUCACAGGGACCUGGAGCACUUGGCCAAGACGCUGGGGAGGAGCGCGGACGAGAGCAUGAGCGCGGUGCACGUCGUCCUGUGCGGCCUCCUCCGGGGGCAGCAGCAGCGCCCCGACCAGUGCCCUGGAAAGUUGGACCCAACUCUGUCUACCAAAGAAAUGAGAAACACCUGGGAGAAGCUUGUUUCGCGCAUUGUCUUACCUGAGCUGCAGAAUCUCGAUAAGACCCUCCUCAUGGUGAAUACUCGAAUCAGCCAAGACGAGCGCAUCAGUUCUGACCCUGUGGCCAAAAUCAUAUUCGGUGACCCAGUGUCCUUCCUGCCCCACCUGCCCCGGGGCAGCAUGGUUCACAGCUCUAAGAUGUGGGCCUGCAGGCAGAGGGUCACCUUGGAGCACCUCCAGCACAUCGUGGAGCAGAGAAACGGCAAGGAGACCGUGCCUGUUCUUUGGAAGUUCCUACAGAAGGAAGCAGAACUGAGGCUGGUGAAAUUCUUGCCCGAGAUUUUGGCCCUGCAAAGGAGUCUUGUGGAACAAUUCCAGAAUGUUUCAGAAGUUGAAUACCAAUCUAUCCGAGGUUUUAUCGGAAGCCAAAAUUCAGAUGGGUUGAGGAAGUUACUCCACAACAGAAUCUCCAUCUUUCUGUCGACAUGGAACAAGCUGAGGAGAUCGCUGGAGACCAGGGGUGAGAUCAAGCUGCCUAAAGAAUACUGCAGCACAGACUUGGAUCUGGACGCUGACUUCGAGGUCAUUCUGCCGCGUCGCCGGGACCUGGGCCUCUGCUCCACUGCCUUAGUCAGCUACCUGAUUGCCCUGCACAACGAAAUUGUCUACACAGUGGAAAAGUUCUCCAAUGAGAACAACAGCUAUUCCAUCAAUACCUCUGAGGUCACUGACCUGCAUGUCAUCAGUUACGAGGUGGAGCGAGACCUGAAUCCACUGGUUCUCUCCAACUGCCAAUAUAAAGUAGAGCAAGGCCGCGAAACCCUGCAGGAGUUUGACCUGGAGAAGAUCCAGCGGCAGCUCACCAGCCGGUUCCUGCUGGGCAAGCCCAGGAUAACCCUCAAGGGAAUACCCACUCUGGUGUACAGACGUGACUGGAACUAUGAGCACCUCUUUGUGGACAUCAAGAACAAGAUGCCGCAGAACUCUCUCCCCAACUCGGCUAUCAGCACCAUCAGUGGACAGCUGCCAUCCUACAGCGAUGCCUGUGAAGCCCUGUCUGUCAUAGAGAUCACUUUGGGGUUUCUGAGCACAGCUGGCGGGGAUCCCAACAUGCACUUGAACGAGUAUAUCCAAGACAUGCUGCAGAUGGACAGCCAGACAAUGCUGGUGUUAAAGGCCUUACGCUGGUGCCAGUUAAAACACACGAUUGCCCUCUGGCAGCUCCUCUCUGCCCACAGAUCUGAACAGCUGCUCCGGCUGAACAAAGAACCGUUUCGCGAAAUCAAGUCAAGGUACAAAGCUGAUCUCAGCCCGGAAAACGCCAAGCUCCUCAGCACUUUCCUGCACCAGACGAGCCUGGACGCCUUCCUCCUGGAGCUCCAUGAGAUGAUGGUCUUGAAGCUGAAGAGCCCCCAGACCGAGGGGAGUUUCAACCCCGAGUGGAGCCUGAGAGACACUCUAGUAAGUUACAUGGAAACCAAAGACAGUGACAUUCUCCCCGAGAUGGAGUCUCAGUUCCCAGAGGACAUACCACUCUCCAACUGUGUCUCUGUAUGGAAAAUGGCUGCUGAACUGAAACGGGAUCGGCAAGUCAGAUAGAACUGUUUACGUGGUGCUGCCUCUGCCCGGGGCGUGGGCUUCGCCCAGCACCAAAUUCAAGACCAGUACGUGCUGUGCCAGCUGACCGCUUCUGGAGAACCAAGCCAUUUCAAGAACUGUGCCCUCACGUGAUGGGCGCUGUGCAUUGGGAGAACUGAGGAUGACACGGACCUGGCACAAGCCGCCAUCCUUUACAGCCGGGACAUGGUACCCACGGGCUUCCAGCGUCAUGUGUGGCCGCCGAGCUUCUGAACUUGCACGUGCCUACCUACCAGGCCCUUCUUCCUCAGACUCCCGCACAGCGAGUGAAGGAAAACGAGUAAUUUUUGCUUUAUUUUUCCAACUUAGUCUGCAUUCAAAGAAGAGAAUCUGGCUUGCUUCUUUCUUCCAUUCCUGUACACUCGAAUAUUGAACACAAAUUUCUUGUUGCCAAGAAGCUGUGAAAAGUGCCAGGCUUUUUGUUUUCCCACCGACACCAGGCAAGGCCCUCCGGGAUCCUGGAGGCGAUGCGAACGAGGCCUCGCCCAGGCCCCUGGAGUCCCUGCCGGGUGUCAGGAGCCGGAGCCCCAGAGCUCUCACCGUGAAGAGCACUGGGCUGCGAGUCAGGGGCACUUUUUGGGUCUUAGUUUCCAUCUAUAAAAUGAAGGGACAGAUUGAUGACCAGAUUUCCUUUUAGUAUUUUUAAGUUCUGAAUGGAAGUUUAUCAAUGUAGACUGGAAUCGGUGGCAUGGGUCUGCCAUCGCCGUGGGAAGACUCUGACAUGUGGCCUUCGUGUGAUCGUCAUCUCGUCCUUGGAUCUGAGCCAAGGCAUUACAAACAGAUGGCGACGCCACUUAAAAAAGGAAAAAGAGUAGUCAGCAAGGCCCGAUCUCAUGCUGCUUCUCUCGCUGUUAGAGGCUUUGUCUUUUUUUUCAACUGCCUGGGCACUUUCAUCUCCGGGCUGGCUCCUGCUCCUGGUUAGCUUGGUGCCACUGGCACUGAGACUGUUCACAAGUCAGAGGCACCGUCUUUAAUGCACUUAACAAAGGAGUUCAUGAGCCAGUGACUUGAAAUUGGGCCCGUGGCGUGAGAGCUACAAAACCAGAAAAUGCUCCCCAAGAACACCGCCGCCCUCUUGAGCACCACUGGAGGGAGCUGGAGGAGGCACACCCCCUUCUCCUUAUUCCGAUUUCUCCUCGGGUUGAUGCAGGCGAGGUCCGAGGCCCUGGCCAACGCAGCAGUCAUUCAGGGCAGCACCCACUUGCGUCCGGUAAUUAUGAGUCUAUCAUUCCAGGCUGUGCAGAGGCGCUCCCCCACUGAGCCUGGCAUGCAGGAUUGCCCACUCAGCGGAUUGCCUGUUCUAGGUCUCCCCUUGCACUUGGUACUCCUGAUACCUCAGAGCUGGGAUGGAGCGGGCAUGGCCAUCAGGUGCUGCUCUGGUCCCUCCCUGUCCACACCUUAGCAGGUGGAGGUCAGGUGUCAAUCUCCUGCUGUGAAAAGAUUUUUUUUUUUUUUUUGGUCUGGGAAUUUUCUUCCCUCACUUUUAUGAAGAGUUUUCUAAUGAAGAUACUUUGUUUUGUAUGCUAUGUUUUCAAAGCCUUAACUGUCAGAUCUCGCUUUACCUGGUUUGUACAAGAACACAUUGGCCUAACACGCAAAGGAAGAUUUCUUAUACUUGGCAUUCCUGUUUUAAUAAACUUGAGUUUUGCUUCUAAA
Molecule: messenger RNA, 18927 nt
Organism: Manis javanica (Malayan pangolin)
Lineage: Eukaryota; Metazoa; Chordata; Mammalia; Pholidota; Manidae
Source: RefSeq, a predicted model, not a curated record